UUACAUUGGUGGUCAGUUGGAAGAAUGUCCCUUACAUUGGUGGUCAGUUGGAAGAAUUUCCCUUACAUUGGUGGACAGUGAGAAGAAUGUUCCUUACACCAUGGUCAGUGGGAAAAGUAUUCCUUAAAUUGGCGGUCAUUGGGAAAAAUUCCUCUAACAAUGGUGGGUUGUAGAGUGUGAAAGAAUGAGGAUGAAGUGGAGGGUGGUCAGUGGAGAAGUGUUCCUGUACAUUGGUGGUCAGUGGAGAAGCUCCUCUUAUACUGAAGGUCAUUGGAGAACUGUUGCCUUACAGUGGUGGCCAGUGGAGGAAGGUGUCCUCUUACAUUGGUGGUCAGUGGAGAAGCUCCUCUUACACUGAAGGUCAUUGGAGAACUGUUGCCUUACAGUG
Staurois parvus is the source of this 388-nucleotide messenger RNA. Lineage: Eukaryota; Metazoa; Chordata; Amphibia; Anura; Ranidae. The record is from the annotation of a GenBank genome assembly.